Schistocerca gregaria is the source of this 4520-nucleotide messenger RNA. Its product is annotated as methyltransferase-like protein 22. Gene Ontology annotation, cellular component: nucleus. The coding region runs from base 79 to 954 and encodes 291 amino acids. Gene Ontology annotation, molecular function: protein methyltransferase activity. Gene Ontology annotation, biological process: protein methylation. The record is from RefSeq and is a predicted model, not a curated record. The transcript has 6 exons. Lineage: Eukaryota; Metazoa; Arthropoda; Insecta; Orthoptera; Acrididae.
GUCACUUGGAAGUUAUACACCUUUUCCAAAAAAUCUGUCAUAGGAGCCUGCUAAUUGUAUAGGACAUAGAAUUUACAGAUGUGUGACGAUGAGUUCAAAAUUUCGUCAGAAAUUCAUCUACAAAGCGAAGUGGACCGUACUGCCAAUCCUUCAUUGUCACAAGAAAAUGUGGUCACAAGAUUCACCUUCAGACUGACAAAAGAUCUAUCAUUCAUUGAAGGACAGAAAGAUGCAGAGGUGGACGAAGACGGUGACUUCAUUUUGCAAAGGCGGGAUAGCACAUCACAGGAUGGCUUUUUAUUAAUUGAACAGAAAUCAUCAACACCAUUGGAACUAGUCGGCCUUCAAGUGUGGCGAGGUGCCCUACUGCUGUCCGAUUUUCUCCUGCACAAUGGCAAAACUUUGUUGAGUGGACACACAGUGCUGGAGUUGGGAGCUGGAGCUGGUCUCUCAAGUAUUGUGGCAGCCAUGUUUGCCCAUGAAGUUGUAUCUACAGAUAUUGACACAGAAGAAAUCCUUGAAUUAAUAUGGGCUAACAAAGAGCGCAACAAGAAAUGGAUAAAAUCAAAGUUUUCUGUUAUGGGAUUUGAUUUUUUUGCUAAGAAAUGGAGUAGUGAACUGGAAGAAAAAUUAAGAGAAGUGACAACCAUUUUGGCAGCUGAUGUAAUUUAUGACAAUGAUUUGACAGAAGCGUUUGUUGACUCUCUUGCUAAGCUCUUGGUAGUUCCACCAGCAAAGACUGUGUAUGUGGCUCUAGAGAAAAGAUUUGUGUUCACCGUGGCUGAUCUGGACUGUGUAGCACCAUGCUAUGAACACUUUCUGCAAUGCUUAUCAAACAUUCAGCGUAAGCCUCCUGGUUCUAACUGGACUGUGGAGCAACUGGCUAUAGAUUUUCCUCAAUAUUUUAAUUAUGAACGUGUUAAAGAACUUGUAUUGUGGAAAAUAAACUCAUAGGAAAUAUUUGUUGUAUCAUAGAGUAGUUCAGCUUUUCUGACAAAGAUGAAUGAAACACAGACGCACACACCUAAUGGAGUUACUUUAAAGGAGUAAUAAGAUGUGAUACUGACCAUUCACCUGCCUGUAUCUACUGGUGUAUUCAGCAUUUUUGAAAUAUAUUCUUUGUUCUUGAAUGCUCAGAGUGAAGUUGAAGUAAUGAAAUAUCAGAUGGUACAGGAUUUGGAGACAGCAAAAAUAAUGAGAAAAUUUAACAACACAAAGUUGGACAGUUGAAAACUUUAUUUGUGUCUAUAGAGAUUAUGAUGCUGUGGAUGUGAUUCAGAGAACAUACAUUUUGAUCAGAAUUCAUGUUUUACCACACCAUUCUGCAGUUAGAUUAAAAAUACAUAUUAUGUGGCAUUUCUAAAGACUCGUAAUAGAAGAUGCAUUAGGUAUAUGUAAAUUGUUCAGUUGUUUUCUCAGAAUUAUAGUGAAGCCUUCUUUGCUCUCUGUAAAGCACAUACUUGAUAUAUCAGAGAUUUGCAUUCGGUAAUUGUAAGAAUAGACUUUGCUGAUAAAUAAGAGUUACUGCAUUUGGAAAAAUAUAGGCUAACUUUAUUGUUCAACUUGGUUUUUCUUUUCAGUAUAACAGUGACAGAUUACUUCGGCAAACAAAGCAAUCAGGUUUACAAAGUUUUGCCAUGUACAUGUUUCUUUCCUCCAGCACUCCAAAUGCAAGAUCUUGCUCUUUAGUUCUAACUUGCCUCUCACAGCCCUCUUACAUUAUCUUGCACUAAUCUCUUCUGUUCCUAUCUAUUUACUAUGUUUCUCUGACCGACAUCUCCUCAUUCUACUCCCCUGGUAGCUGAGUGAUCAGCACAACAGAAUGUCAACCCUAAGGGCCCAGGUUCGAUUCCUGGCUGGGUCGGAGAUUUUCUCCGCUCAGGAACUGGGUGUUGUGUUGUCCUAGUCAUCAUUAUUUCAUCACCAUCGACACGCAAGUCACGGAAGUGGUGUCAAAUCAAAAGACUUGCACCCGGCGAAUGGUCUACCCGACGGGAGGCCCUAGUCACACAACAUUUACAUUUUUACAUCUCCUCACUUCCAUCUCUCCUACUCACUUGAAAUUUCACAUACUACUCCAUGCAUUCACUUACAUGUUUGUUCUUUACUUUCUCUUUCCUUCAUUUGACUUCCUCUCUCAAUUUAUUUUUGGUCAUUAUGUCUUUUUUGACAAGUGCUAAAGUUGUUUCUGCCUUAUGUCAUCAUUUCUGUGCUAUCUUAUUUUUAUAAGCAUUGUGUUAACCUCUUGCGUAGUUGCCUUUGUUGGGUAUCUGAAUAACUUGUCUUUAUUCGUACAAGAUUUUAAAAUCUCCAAUUGCUUUGCCCCCAUCUUCUUCCUAGCACUAGAAGAACAGAUUUCUUUCCAGACGACUGACUUGUGUAUAGUUUUAAUGUAAUUAUUAGCCCUUGUUUUUUGUAUCAUUUAAACAAUAUAGAUAUUUUAUCAACUUUUAUCAUGAUUUGUAUGAAAAAUUUUCAUCUGUUUCUCACUUCCUUUCCCUUCUCCUAGUUAAGUUCCACAGUACAAAGAGGAAUGGAUCAUAAGUAAUCAAAUCCAUUAUGGAUAGCACUGUCAUCAUAUAUAUGUUGCUACACUUGUCAGGUUUUACAGUUGUUUUAGGAUUCAUUAACAGUAGCGCUUCAGCUUACCAACCUAUUUCUGUAAAUACAUUGCAGUCAUCCUCCUAGCUAUCUGGCUGGCAUAUUCAAUAAAAAUCCUUCACAUACUACACUUUCCUUCCAUUGUGCUUUUCGAUAUUGUGAUCCUAUGUCUCAGGACGUUCUCCCUCUAGACAUGCUUUCUUCUUUUUGUGGUGUUGCACAAUUCUGGUAUGUUACUGACUUUUUGUAUGACUGCUUGAUUGAUUUUCUCCUCUCUGCCCAUGUUAUUCUUAACCAUUUCCUAUAGCAUUCAACAGACUACUUCAAUUUACAUUUUCAGUAUAUCUCAUUGUAUAUGUCAAAAGUAUGUUUCAGACUAUAGUCGUCAUCAAUUGUUUUUUCAGUGUCAGUUUGACAUCAUUUGAUGUGGCGAGGCCUUUUCUGUUGUAAAAUGUUGCCUGCUGGUAACUUAUCCAUACUUCAUAAGCAGUUGAUAUUCCAACAUUUCGUCUGGUAUUCUUAUUCAACAAAUAAUCAACCUUAUUGCUGCACUUGUCACAACUUAUUGGUCUGUAUCUUGUUCAGUUUCAUAUUGAAGAGGGCUGGAAGAGUAAUUUUUAUGACUUCCAGUAUGAGUAUACUAUUUAUUCACUAUCACGUGAGGUGGAAUAGUGGUUAAGAAAAUGGAUUCAGGAUUUUUGUGAGUUCUCUUGUCACAUAAGGCAAAUGCUGGGAUGGCUCCUUUGAAAAGGCUUGGCUUCCUCACUCUUCCCCAAUCUGAGCUUGUGCUCCAUCUUCAAUGACUUCACUGUCAGUGGGAUUGAUAUUGUUGUUGUCUUCAGUCCGAAGACUGGAUUGAUGCAGCUCUCCAUACUGCUCAAUCCUGUGUGAGCUUCUUUAUCUCUUGAGUAACUCCUGUAACCUACAUCCUUCUGAAUCUGCUUACUGUAUUCAUCUUAUGGUCUCCGUCUAUGAUUUUUACCUCCCACACUUCAAACCUUAUUCUUAAUUCCUUAUAAUUAUAUUUACUUUAAGUCAUUAGCUGCACUACAAAUUGCAUAACAUCCACAUUUUUGUCUUAAUCUUAGUUUCUUUUCACUCAUUCUUUCAACACAGCACAGAGAGAGGCCAAGAAUGAUGAUGCAGAAACAGUGUAACUAAACGUGAAUUUAAUCAAGAUUCGCACAUACCAAUGCCUAGAAAGGUGGGAGUGCUACUGGAAAACUCCCAGAAGUUUAUCUUCAUUCAUACCACAGAAGACUUUUUCACUUUAAGUUGAUAAGACAAUGAAGCACUGAAAGAAAAGUGCACAACUCGGGUAACAAUGAACAUCAGUUAUUAAGUUUUGCAGUUUACAUUUAACGUUGGCCCAUACGUAAAGAGGAUAUAAAAGAAUUAUUAAAUGGAUUUAACAGAUUACAUAGCAAAAAAUCUGGCAUGUUGUUAAAUAAAGAAAAAUAACAGUACCAGGAAAAAAUUAUAUAACUUUCAAGGAAGCAAAAUUGAAAAAUUGCAGCAGAACAUGUGAACUUAAUGCUGCUAUAACUAUCAAGCAAAUUACUCUAGCUCAGUUAAAUGGUAGAAGCUUGAUAAACAGACCCAUAAAAUGGAAGAAAGGUUCUUUAGUGAGAAGUUAUAUUGGGCCAAACCUAUGACGUGGAUCAAGGAGGAGAGCAGAAGUGUUCAAAUGUUAGAUAUAGACAGUACUAAAAUUUAAAAUAGCAGCUACCAGAUGCAUUUUGUGAGUAGUUCUCCAGAAGGAAUUCCGGUUAAGUGUAAUUUAGGGUAAGUAAAGACACAAAUCUAUGAGAAAACUUGUACCAUUUGAAAGGGUCACUAAAACAGAGAAAUAUGGAGCACGAAAUUGUGAGAGAAAACAAAAGUAAAUGUCAGGAGACUGGGUGAAACUAGAAAGAGAA